Naegleria gruberi is the source of this 1890-nucleotide messenger RNA. RefSeq lists its product as uncharacterized. Bases 1 to 1869 code for a protein of 622 amino acids. NCBI's taxonomy places the organism in Eukaryota, Heterolobosea, Eutetramitea, Acrasida, Naegleriidae. The record is from RefSeq and is a predicted model, not a curated record. The transcript has a single exon.
AUGUCGACAAAUCUUGCCUCAAGUUCGGGUGAUAGUAUUGAAUUGCUGUCAACUCAGGGAUCGAGUGCUCUUGCUAAUAUUGCAAUUAAGAAUACAAAGAUGGUAAAAAAAGAAUUUGAUAAAGAGGUUAAAUCGUUUGUUGUUUGUAUUGAGGGAAGUUCCUUUCAUACAACGAACAUUGAGCUUCCGAAAUCGACAACAUCAACACUACAAAUUAUGCAUCGAUAUUUAGUACUACAAUGUUGUAUCGGAUCAGUUUUUCAAAUAGAAAUACAUAUUCGGGAUAAAAAACAAAUCAAAAAGAGAUUGAUUUUCUCUAGUAGUUUUAAAACUGUUACCAAGACACAACUGCAUACGCAAAUACCAAUUUCUGAUGUUGUAAAAAGUGGAGAGUGGAUGAAUUUAUGUUUUGAUUUACAAGAACUGACAUCCAUGUCAUUCAAUGAUAAGGAAGAGUACUAUUGCAUGGAUAGGAUUAGUAUUGGACCAGCUUGUACGUUAAGGAAAAUAUACUCCCUAAGACAGAAUCCUGUCACGGAGGCACUCAUACCGAAGAAAUUGGCAUUUACACAUAUGGGAGAUAAUAACGUAUGCAUGAUAGAUGCAUCUUCAUAUCUGACAGAAGAAGAAAAGUUAGCUCUGAAGAAGAAACCACUCGCCAUUGAGAAACCAUUGAAUACAUCAAAAGAUAAACCACAUAUUGCCUUCGGAAGGAGAAUGGCAAAAACUUCAAACAGACCUAACACAACCAAUAUUGACAUGUCUGAAUCGAUACUGGACCAAUCAUCAUUCCUAACUGAACCUAAACCACAAACAGCUCUACCAAGAAUGAUAACAACUCCAAACACCACCAGUCCAACCAAUUCCAAAGCUCUUGUCAUGCAAGGAGCCAAACCAAUUACCAAAACUGCAAAACAAAACAACAAGAGUCAAGUUCAAUCCAAACUAGGAAGCUCCAAUAAGCAACAAAAUCAUGUACUAUUAAUUUCUCAUAGCAAUAUCCCAAAUGAUUCUCAAAUAUCUAGGUAUGAAAACAGAGAGGAACAAGACGAUAUUUUGGAAGAAGACACACAACACUAUUCAAUAGAGGAAUUAAGAAUUUUAAAAAAACCUCCAAAGGAAGAGUACCAUCCAGAACAUUAUCAAGCUUCUGCUUCUCAUGAUGACAUGAUUAUUAUUUCAGAGGAAGAUAUUGGCGAUGAAUUGGACGAUUCUCCUCUUUAUCAGCCUCCUCCAGAAGCUUUCUCUAAAAAGUCAAUUCAAAAAUCAUAUGACAACAUCUCAAAUCUGGAAAAGAGUUUGACCUCUGUAAAGUUACAAGAUUCUAGAUCAACACCAUCUAAGAACACGUUAUUUAGAGGAAUGGAUAACGAAGACGAAGAUGAAGAGGAUACAAAUAGUGACUUGUUUGGAAAAACAGACUUUAGUGACGAGGAAAUUGAAGAGGAAGAAGGAUCCAAUGAGCUGGAAGAAGAAAUUGCAAAUGAAGAAUUUUCCUUACAAUACCCACCAAGAAAGAGCAUCAAGACGAUUAAUAGUUAUAAAUUUAAGGAAGAAAAGAGAUAUAAUCCUCAACUAUUUGAAGAUGAUGAUAUUGUGCUGUUGGAUGAAGACCAUAUGGAGCCAAAAAGAUCAAAGCAUGACAGUUUUAUUGAAAGAAACACAAUGUUAGCCAGCUUAACUGAAGAAGAUGAGGAAUAUGUCAAUAAGAGUAGUAGUGUCUCACAAUCAAUACCCAGCAGAGUUUGUACAGUAAAUGUGGGAAUGGAUGAAUACAUUGAGGAAUCUAACUCUCGAAGAAUGUUUGAUGGUUUCGAAGAAGAGGAAGAUCUUUACGAAGAAAACCUGGUACAAAGCUUUGAAUACUAAACACUCAAUUUUAAUUUUGAA